GGUUACCUCAUCGCCGCCUCCGGGAGGCCCCGCUCGCUCGCGCUGCCGGCUGGGGCGGCGGCUCCGGGCGCAGAAGCGAGAGGAGGACAGAGACACAGAAGCUCCGGGAGGCAGCGCUGCGCCCCGCGCCCCGCACCGCUGCGGGACCCGCGCCGCGAGCGAGGCGGACCUCGGGGCCCCGCGCGGCCGCCGGCGCCUGGGUUGGCGCUGCGGGGCGGAGGCGGUGUCUGAGCGCCGCGCCGGGUCUGCUCUCUCCCGAGCUUCGGCACCCGCCGGAGCCGCUCGCGCGCCCGCCACCUGUCUGCCCACUCCGCUGUCUGUCCGCCCUCCCUCCGCCAGCCCCGGCCUCGGGCCUGCCCACUCCGGUCUAGGUGCUCCGGGGGAAGACGAGAAGCGCGGCGGGGCCAGGGCGCACUGGGUAGGGUGCGCGGGGCGCACGGCCGGGGGCCACUCGGCGCAGCGCCGGCCCAUGAGGCUUUCCGGCGCAGGGAGCCGCAGCGCCGGCCGGCCAUGGGGGGCAGCCUGCGGGUGGCGGUUCUAGGUGCCCCGGGCGUGGGCAAGACGGCCAUCAUCCGCCAGUUCCUGUUCGGUGACUAUCCCGAGCGCCACCGGCCCACUGACGGGCCGCGCCUCUACCGACCUGCGGUGCUGCUCGACGGCGCCGUCUACGACUUGAGCAUCCGCGACGGCGAUGUCGCUGACCCUGGCUCGAGCCCCGGGGGUUCGGAGGAGUGGCCAGACCCUAAGGACUGGAGCUUGCAGGACACGGACGCUUUCGUGCUCGUCUACGACAUUUGCAGCCCGGACAGUUUCGACUACGUGAAGGCCCUGCGGCAGCGCAUCGCGGAGACCAGGCCGGCGGGCGCGCCCGAAGCGCCCAUCCUCGUGGUAGGCAACAAGCGGGACCGGCAGCGGCUGCGCUUCGGACCGCGGCGCGCGCUGGCCGCCCUGGUGCGGAGGGGCUGGCGCUGCGGCUACCUCGAGUGCUCGGCCAAGUACAACUGGCACGUGCUGCGUCUCUUCCGCGAGCUGCUGCGCUGCGCUCUGGUGCGCGCGCGCCCUGCACACCCGGCUCUGCGCCUGCAGGGGGCGCUGCAUCCGGCACGCUGCAGCCUCAUGUGACCUGAUUGGACCAUGCCAUCCAUGGGCCCCACCUUGUGACUGGGCACAAUCUGGGAGCUGGAUUGGACAGGAUCGCCCAACUUCACUCGGACAGGCAAUUUCCGCCCUGAUUGGAUGAGGAAAGCUCCCACCCAGUCUCCUAAGCGACGGGCCUUUUUGAACCUCAUUGGACCCAACCAGGUCCCAGGCUCCUUUGGAGAUUAUCAGUCCUUUCUGGGGUCACAAUCCCAUUAAAUGGAAAGGACUUGGCUAUGAAUUUGACUGGAAACACUCAGCCUGCUCCUAGAGCUUCACUGGACGUAUUCUUUAUGCCACACCUAUCGCGGGAUAAUAAAAGGGAAAAUAAUUCGA
Messenger RNA from Saimiri boliviensis boliviensis (Bolivian squirrel monkey), 1473 nucleotides. RefSeq names its product RAS like family 10 member A (gene RASL10A). The record is from RefSeq and is a predicted model, not a curated record. Lineage: Eukaryota; Metazoa; Chordata; Mammalia; Primates; Cebidae. Gene Ontology annotation, molecular function: GTP binding; GTPase activity.